Messenger RNA from Penicillium daleae, 2742 nucleotides. Its product is annotated as dynamin-related GTPase MGM1. The transcript has 3 exons. NCBI's taxonomy places the organism in Eukaryota, Fungi, Ascomycota, Eurotiomycetes, Eurotiales, Aspergillaceae. The record is from RefSeq and is a predicted model, not a curated record. Gene Ontology annotation, molecular function: GTP binding; GTPase activity; microtubule binding. Gene Ontology annotation, cellular component: membrane; cytoplasm; microtubule. The coding region runs from base 1 to 2742 and encodes 913 amino acids.
AUGAGUGGGAGGAUACUCUCCCACCGACUUGUUCCGCUUGUGCGGGCUGGCCUGGCACGCCAUCUUCAUAAUGCAGGUGCCCGAACGGGGGGUCUGUUGCGUGCUGAUGGUGGUGCCGCCUUGAGGGGACGCGCCUGGCCCAUCGGCUCAAAUGGGAUUCACAAUAACGUCAUUGCUGUUCGAUCAUUUUCAUUCACACGCAUGUUGCCAAAGCUGGCCCUCAAGCUUGUCCGUCUGCCGGCUAUGUUUGGAGGGGCGACGAUUGCGGGAGUCGCAUAUUUACAAUAUCAAGCAACCCAGGCUGGAAACUAUGCAGUGGAUAUGCUAAAAGUAUUCGGGGAAACGGCGGGCAAUACAGCAUCGGGUCUCUUCCAGGGUCUUCAGGAUGUGGCGGAACAAACACAGCGUGGAUGGGAGAAGACAACAGAGGAUGUGGAACUUCCUGAAUGGCUGCAGAAGAUUCUGCGACUUGAUGAAGAAUCUAAAUCUCAGAAAGAGGGUCCUAGCGGAGGAGGAAAGGAGCCAAAGGAAGGUCGGGCAGUGGGAGCUGCUGCUGCGACUGGUGCCGCCUUUGGCUACGAUCAGUCGAGCGAGGAGGACUCUCGGCCUGAAAAGGAAAUUGCAGACGAUGACCAGAUGAUGGUUCUUACUCGCAAAAUGAUCGAGAUUCGAAACAUCCUUCAAUCCGUUGGCCAGUCUGGAACGUUGACGCUGCCUUCCAUCGUGGUAAUCGGAUCCCAGUCAUCGGGCAAGAGUUCAGUAUUGGAAGCCAUUGUCGGGCAUGAGUUUUUGCCAAAGGGCUCAAACAUGGUCACACGUCGUCCGAUUGAACUCACCCUGGUCAACACCCCGAACGCCCAGGCUGAAUAUGGUGAAUUCCCUGCUCUGGGUCUCGGCAAGAUCACAGACUUCUCUUCGAUUCAGCGCACCUUGACCGACUUGAACCUUGCCGUCCCGGAAAAAGACUGUGUCUCGGACGACCCUAUUCAAUUGACGAUCUAUUCGCCGAAUGUUCCCGACCUCUCCAUGAUUGAUCUCCCGGGUUAUAUUCAAGUGGCAGGCCACGAUCAGCCCCCGGAGCUAAAGCAGAAGAUUGCCGAUCUAUGCGACAAAUACAUCCAAGCUCCCAACAUCAUUCUGGCUAUCUCGGCGGCUGAUGUGGAUUUGGCAAAUUCGACAGCGCUGCGCUCCAGUCGGCGCGUGGAUCCCCGCGGUGAGCGAACUAUCGGUGUUAUUACGAAGAUGGAUCUCGUUGAUCCUGAGCGAGGCCAGGAUGUUCUCACCGACAAGAAGUACCCUCUGCGAUUGGGAUACGUGGGUGUCGUUAGCCGAAUUCCUCAGACAAAUGCCCUCUUCUCCCGGGGCUCUGGAAACAUCACUAGCGCCAUUCUAAAGAACGAGAAUGCUUACUUCUCGGCCCAUCCGUCCGAAUUUGGGCCUCACUCAGAUACUUCUGUCGGCGUCACGACUUUGAGGAAGAAAUUGAUGUAUGUUCUUGAGCAGACCAUGGCCUCGAGCCUCUCGGGAACUAGAGAUGCCAUCAGCCAGGAGCUUGAGGAAGCCACAUAUGAGUUCAAGGUGCAAUACAACGACCGGCCCUUGAGUGCAGAGUCAUACCUCGCCGAGAGCUUGGAUAGCUUCAAGCAUUCAUUCAAGGCUUUUGCCGAGGCUUUUGGUCGACCGCAAGUCCGCGAGAUGCUAAAGGCCGAACUGGACCAGCGGGUCAUGGAUAUUCUAGCCCAGCGGUAUUGGAACAAGCCCGUUGAGGACCUGACUCCAAGACAACCAGAAUUGGACCCGCUCAAGGAUCUACCCAAAGCCGAUCCAGAGUCGCUGUACUGGCACCGGAAACUUGAUGCUUCCAGUUCCUCUUUGACGAAGCUCGGUAUUGGCAGACUUGCCACUACUGUAGUCGCCAGUGCCCUCCAGAACCAUGUGGACCAGCUCCUUGCCACUUCGACGUUCGCCUCCCAUCCAGGAGCGCACAAGCAGAUCACAGAUGCUUGUAACAGCAUUCUGAAUGACCGUUUCUUCAGCACCAGUGACCAAGUUGAGAACUGCAUCAAGCCAUAUAAGUUUGAGAUAGAGGUUGAGGACUCGGAGUGGGCCAAGGGUAGGGAAAACGUGAGCAAGGUGCUGAAGGAAGAACUUCGCGCUUGCGAGUCAGCUACGAAGCAUAUGGAGGAUCAACUUGGAAAGCGCAAGCUGAAGGACGUGAUGACAUUCAUUGACAAGGUCCUCAAGGGCGAUGUGGUACUUGAGGGCAAUGGUGUCGGCGGCGCUGGUGGCUUCAGUGCUGACCUGCUGGAAAGGGGUCGACAGGGUAUCUUCCUCCGUGAUCGAGCCGAUCUUAUCAAAAUGAGACUCCUGGCUGUUCGAUCGAAGCAAUGCGCCACGCAAAAGAACAAAUACUACUGCCCAGAGGUCUUCCUCGAUGUUGUCGCCGACAAACUUACCUCAACGGCAGUCUUGUUCCUCAAUGUGGAACUUCUCUCCGAAUUUUACUACAACUUCCCCCGUGAGCUCGACGCACGACUUGGCCGACACCUCUCCGAUGCCGAGAUUGAGCGCUUUGCUCGCGAAGACCCGCGCGUCCGUCGUCACCUCGACAUUAUCCGCAAGAAAGAGCUUCUCGAGUUGGCUCUGCAAAAAAUCGAGGGCAUCCGCCAGCUGGACGGUCGCCGGAAAGCGGAUCGUGCGCAGGCCGCAAAGGAUACUCGCAGUCGCUGGAACAUCUUCUGA